UUAAUGUCCCCAGAUGUCCCCACGGCUUCCGCGGCCACUGAUCAUCAUAUCACCUCAUCUUGCGUGCUCUCCUCAUACAUAUUCCUGUCGUUGAGAUUGAUCAAGUUUGAACCUGGCUUGGUUUUGGUAUAAAAGUCAAACGCGAAAUGUCACGGGUGUCAAGUGCCCCCAGGAAAUUUUAGCAGCAACAGCACAGCUAAACUUUAAUUUUGCAGAAAUAUAUAAAUAACUUACGUAGUUGCUGCCGUGUUUGAUUGAGAAAAUCAUUAUGGAAUCUCUUUACUUUGUCCUCGUUGUGGUUUGCAUUUCCCUUUUGAGCGGUGGUGGUGGUGGUGGUGGUGUGGCAGGACAAUCCACCGACCCCCCUCCAUCAACGACCGAAGUUGUCCCCGAUCCGACGACGGACUUACCCCCAGACACGACCGAUCCAGGCUCCACAUCCGAACCCGGGUAUGACUGCAGUACCGACGGGAUUUUCGCGGACCUCGAAUUCUGCGAGUAUUACCAUUCCUGCCAAAACGGGGUUCACGCUUGGAUAAAAUGUCAGAGCAAUUUCCUCUUUGAUCUCCGCUAUAUGGGAUGCAACUACCCGGAAUAUACAGACUGUGGAAAUCGAACCCGGCCAGACGGUUAUCCGGGCACUGUGACCCCGCCGGAUCCAGCCACCACGCCGGGGACGGGGUAUCAAUGUCCCCCGGAGGAUGGAAACUAUCCAGAUCCGGGAGAUUGUACGGCGUUUUAUCAGUGUUAUCAGGGGAUCGCUUAUCGACAAAGGUGCCCCUUUCCCCUCCGGUUUGAUAUCGCGCAGCAAGUCUGUAACCAUCCAGGUUUCGUAGACUGUGGCGACAGGCCGGUGCCCGAUCCGAGGAGGAAGUAGAAGUAGAAAUCUCUGCAUAAUUUAGUAUUUAGAAUAUUUAUGUAAGAAAUGUAUACAUGUGCGAAAUAAAUAUUUGCAUAUCAUCGACCUUAUCAUAAA
Messenger RNA from Folsomia candida, 976 nucleotides. RefSeq lists its product as uncharacterized. The transcript has 2 exons. Lineage: Eukaryota; Metazoa; Arthropoda; Collembola; Entomobryomorpha; Isotomidae. The record is from RefSeq and is a predicted model, not a curated record. Bases 269 to 877 code for a protein of 202 amino acids. Gene Ontology annotation, molecular function: chitin binding. Gene Ontology annotation, cellular component: extracellular region.